UUUAUGCUGUUGCUUUCAUAUCCUUCAGCUAAUUCCGGGCGACCCAUGUACUCAAAACUAACUCCAUCACAAUAAAGUCAUAAAAAAAAUCAAUUUUUUCAACAAAAACCCAACUAAUAUUCAAAGUCUAAGAGUUGGUGUAAAAACCUACAUAUAUACUUAUAUACUUUAGACCAUAUAAACACACUAUACAAACCACAAAAACAAUGGCUAAACUACCCCAAAUAAACCAAAUCAAUACAAGUAAUACCACUAUCAAUUUAUCUUCAACAUGGGGAAUUCGUAGCACUUAUCAUUUCCUAUCAAUUGUGCUCAUUUUUCUUGUCAUUUCCAUCUUUUACUUCAACCAAUACGACGGAUCAAAACCACUUCCGCCAUCGUCGUCGUCGCCGCCGCCGUCGAAAAACAAUGAUUUUGUUAAAGAAAUGGUGCACAAGUGUGAUUAUUUUUCGGGAAAAUGGGUGUUUGAUAAUGUAAGUCAUCCUUUGUAUAAGGAGAAAGAGUGUAGUUUCAUGGCAGAUCAAUUAGCUUGUGAAAGAUAUGGACGUAAAGACUUGAAUUAUCAAUAUUGGAGAUGGCAACCUAACCAUUGUGACCUCCUAAGGUUCAAUGCCACAACAUUGCUAGAGAAGCUAAGGAACAAACGACUUAUGUUUGUUGGAGAUUCCUUGAAUAGAAACCAAUGGAUCUCUAUGAUGUGUAUGGUGGAGUCCGCAAUUCCUCAUUCCCCAAAAUCCAUGCAGAUGAAUGGUUCCCUAUUCACCUACAAAGCCAUUGAAUAUAAUGCAACGAUAGAGUUUUAUUGGGCACCAUUGUUAGUGGAGUCCAAUUCUGAUGACCCAAUAAACCAUCGCGUACACGAGAGAAUAGCAAGAACCCAAGCCAUUGAGAAGCAUGCCAGAUAUUGGACCGAUGCUGACUUCCUCAUAUUUGACUCUUAUUUGUGGUGGAGAGUGCCCUUCAUGAAAGUAUUGUGGGGAAACUUUGAAAGUUCGGACGGAAUAUACAAGGAUGUAGAAAUGCUAAAGGGUUAUGAAAUGACAUUACAAACAUGGUCAGAUUGGCUAGAGAUUCAUGUCAACCAUUCUAAGACUCAAAUCUUUUGGAUGAGCAUGUCUCCCACCCAUGAAAGAAGUGAAGAAUGGGGAGGAGCAAGUGGGUUAAAUUGCUACAAUGAAACACAACCAAUCAAGAAGAAAGACUAUUGGGGAAGUGGAUCAGACCCAAAUAUGAUGAGAUUAGUGGAAGCAUCAAUUGAUAAUUUGAGAAAAAGGGGGUUAAACAUCCAACUACUCAACAUAACUCAGCUCUCAGAGUAUAGAAAAGAUGCCCACCUCUCAAUUUAUAGAAAGCAAUGGAAGCCUCAAAAAGAAGAGCAAUUAUCGAAUCCAAGUGGAUAUGCCGAUUGCUUUCAUUGGUGUCUUCCCGGUGUUCCCGAUACUUGGAAUGAGAUCCUUUACACUUAUAUUGUUAGUUCUUUAUGACAAAUAAUAUUCUUUUUUCUUAAUUACUUCAAUUGAAAGGAUUAGAUUAUAUUUGGUAUGCACAAAGUAAUUUAUACAAAGUGCCCUUAAUUUUGUUGAUUUUAUAAUGGGCUAAGGGCCUUGAUAGUUGAUAGUUACAAGAGAAAAGUGUAAGAAAUAAGUGAAUUUAGGUAUUGAAAAGGAGAAAUUGUUAUUUUCUCUUUAUACUUCACCUUGAAGUUUGUUUGAAUGAUAAAAUACACGUUUUAAAAAAUUAAAGCUUGUAAACACAUUAA
Beta vulgaris subsp. vulgaris (sugar beet) is the source of this 1759-nucleotide messenger RNA. RefSeq names its product protein trichome birefringence-like 34. NCBI's taxonomy places the organism in Eukaryota, Viridiplantae, Streptophyta, Magnoliopsida, Caryophyllales, Amaranthaceae. Gene Ontology annotation, molecular function: O-acetyltransferase activity. The record is from RefSeq and is a predicted model, not a curated record. Bases 207 to 1484 code for a protein of 425 amino acids. The transcript is spliced from 5 exons. Gene Ontology annotation, cellular component: Golgi apparatus.